AGGUCCGGUGUAACAAAGCCUUGGUAACGGGGUUGCUAGCGCGCUGGUCGGUGCCUGGUAACCAGGCGCUGCCCCUUUAAGCGGCGGGGGUGUUGCCUUGCCGGAGGGCGGGGAAGCUCCGAAGCGCCCUUCGGCGCGCGCCCGCCCGCCCUGUGCCAGAGCUGGCAGCUCCCCCCGUCCCCGUUCUCACUCCCAUGCGGGCGCUGGGGACGACGGCACUCUGGGCAGCGCGGCCGCAGGCAGGCGGCUCCUCUCGGUACGUCCUGGGGGCUCCCUGUCUGCUGAGCCCGCGCGGGUCCCGCCGGAGCCGCCCCGGGGUCCCAUGAGUUCCGAGCUGCCCCGCGCCUCGCCGCUCCGCGCCCUCUUUAAGAUGGAGCCGGCUCCGUCCGCCUCCGAGUUGCUGGUGGGAGCUUCCGAGUUCCUGAAAGAUCGAUUAUAUUUUGCUACUUUACGGAAUAAACCCAAAAGCACAGUAAAUACCCACUAUUUCUGUACUGAUGAGGAGCUGGUCUAUGAAAAUUUCUAUGCAGAUUUUGGACCUUUAAACUUGGCGAUGUUAUACAGAUACUGCUGCAAACUAAAUAAGAAGCUAAAGUCUUUCAGUCUAUCAAGAAAGAAAAUAGUCCACUAUACCAGUUUUGAUCAGCGGAAACGAGCAAAUGCAGCAUUUUUAAUAGGGUCAUAUGCAGUAAUUUACUUAAAGAAAACACCAGAAGAAGCAUACAGAGCACUUUUAUCUGGAUCUAAUCCACCAUAUCUUCCAUUUAGGGAUGCCUCAUUUGGGAACUGCACAUACAAUCUCACAAUCCUGGAUUGCUUGCAGGGAAUAAAAAAGGCCUUUCAGCAUGGAUUUUUUGAUUUUAAGACAUUUGAUGUGGAUGAGUAUGAACACUAUGAGCGGGUAGAAAAUGGUGACUUCAACUGGAUUGUUCCAGGAAAAUUUUUAGCAUUUAGUGGACCUCAUCCAAAAACCAAAAUUGAAAAUGGUUAUCCUCUUCAUGCACCUGAAGCCUACUUUCCCUAUUUCAGGAAGCACAAUGUCACAUCAAUCAUAAGACUAAACAAAAAGAUCUAUGAGGCAAAACGUUUUACAGAUGCUGGCUUUGAGCAUUAUGACCUGUUCUUCAUAGAUGGAAGCACACCAAGUGACAAUAUAGUGCGACGGUUCUUGAACAUCUGCGAGAAUGCUGAAGGUGCUAUAGCUGUACACUGUAAAGCUGGUCUGGGGAGAACAGGAACAUUGAUAGCCUGUUACAUAAUGAAACACUAUAGGUUCACACAUGCUGAAGUCAUUGCUUGGAUUAGAAUAUGUCGGCCAGGCUCUAUUAUAGGACCCCAGCAGCACUUUUUGGAAGAGAAGCAAGCAGCAUUGUGGAUCCAAGGAGACUUCUGCCGAUCUAAACAGAAACAACGAUCAGCUGAUGAUGGAACUGUGAAUAAAAUUAUUUCUGGCUUGGAUGACCUUUCAAUCAGUGGGAGUUUUAGUAAAGUACAAAACUUGGAUCAAUGUGUGGAGAAUGACUUUGAAGACAAUGCAGAGUUGGAAUCUAAGAAUGGCAUGACACAGGGAGACAAACUUCGUGCCUUAAAAAGUCAGAGACAGCCGCGAUCUGCUACAACUGGAGCUCUUAGGCUAGAAGAUAUGAAAUUGCACACCAGAUCAAUAUCACAACCUUUCAGAUUGAAUAGUUCAAGCACUACACAAGGGUCCAUGUCUCCUCUGAAGUCCUCCAAGGUGGCAGCAGCUGUUUCACCGUCUGCAAAUAGAAUAAGCAGAAGCCCUACGUCCUUAGGAUCUAAUUUAAAAAGCGUUUCCGUAAACUCCAGGCUAGGCAGUUCUCUAGGGAACCUGUAUGCUGCUUCAGAUGAUACAGAGAGCAAAAUGAUGUCGUCAUCCUCUAGGACAGGUUUUUCUGUAAACCAUGUCUCCAGUCAUUUGAAUGGCAGUUUGCAGCUGCCUACCAGAAAUUCCCAUGAGCUGAACAACAACCUGUACAACAGAAGCAGCAAUAAUGGCACCAACCUCAACAGUCGUGCCAGUUCUCAUGGCACUGGGACAGAUGACAACUACAGCAUCUACCAACCCUCCUUUAUGGGGUUAACUGCUUCUCCGGCACGAUACCUGAGUCGUUCAAUUCCUGUAAGUUCACAGCCACAAAAGCCCUCUCAGGGACAUGACAGAAGCUUAUCUACCUUGCUUCUUCAGCCAAAACUAUCACAAAAAAACUCUUAACAAUCUUAGAGCAACUUUCUAA
Molecule: messenger RNA, 2255 nt
Organism: Mauremys mutica (yellowpond turtle)
Lineage: Eukaryota; Metazoa; Chordata; Testudines; Geoemydidae
Gene: CDC14A
Product: cell division cycle 14A
Exons: 15
Coding region: 323-2233 (636 amino acids)
Biological process (GO): protein dephosphorylation; cilium assembly; regulation of exit from mitosis
Cellular component (GO): nucleolus; centrosome; spindle pole
Molecular function (GO): protein serine/threonine phosphatase activity; protein tyrosine/serine/threonine phosphatase activity
Source: RefSeq, a predicted model, not a curated record